Molecule: messenger RNA, 1173 nt
Organism: Humulus lupulus (European hop)
Lineage: Eukaryota; Viridiplantae; Streptophyta; Magnoliopsida; Rosales; Cannabaceae
Product: acetyl-CoA acetyltransferase 1-like
Exons: 4
Coding region: 710-973 (87 amino acids)
Biological process (GO): fatty acid beta-oxidation
Molecular function (GO): acetyl-CoA C-acetyltransferase activity
Source: RefSeq, a predicted model, not a curated record
UCUCUUUUGGAUAAUUAUCUAUCAGCACUGGUAGAUAAUUUUGGGUUAUGAUGAAUCUACACUACAUAUAUAUAAUAUGGCCAAAUGUGUUAAGUACUUCUGUUAUGAAUACUAAAAAGGAUGCUACGUACUUUUGCUACCAUUUUUUAAAAAUUUGUUGAAAGUCGUGAUUGAGAUCUUAAUUUUGGUCUGGUUUUUGGUUGGUUCUCAGUUUGUAAAAAAUAAUUUUGCCUCUAAAUUAGGAAUCAUUGGCAACAUAUUAAUACCUUCAAGUUCAUGAUAAUUUUGCCUUUUUCAAGUUAUGUAAUGGAUCUUCAUCUUCAUCAUUGAUAAGUUACUAUAUUUUUCUUUACUGACAAAUUAAUAUGAUGAUUUUUGCUAGAAUAAUCAGAUACCCUGAGAUGUGGAUAUCUUGUGAAAUGAGAUUGAUAGUAUCUAGGACGCUGAGAAGCAUCUGCUCAAGCUUUUAUUAACUUUUUAUGUACUAAGGAAGGGCUAUGUUAAAUCCUGAAAUUGUAUUUUGUUUAGCCAUUCUGAAGUUGCAUAUUGUUCAAGUCUUUACAUAACUAUGUUUUAGAUGGACGUCAAUUGUGUACAAACUUAUUUUUCUUGCGUUCAUUAGUCUGAACUUGAAGUAUUACAACAUUCUAAUUGAUAGCACAGCUCCAAAACCUUUAUUUAUUGUCCCUAUAUUCUUUUCUCACUGAAUAUGGGAGCUUCAGCUCUAACUUGUGAGUUUACAACUGCUCCAGCCCUUGUGAUACCAAAAGCUAUUUCAAAUGCUGAUUUAGAUGCUUCUCAGAUUGAUUACUAUGAAAUAAAGGAAGCGUUUUCUGUUGUAGCUCUAGCCAAUCAAAAGCUGCUUGGUCUUAAUCCUGAAAGCCUUAACGUACAUGGUGGGGCUGUAUCAUUGGGACACCCAUUAGGAUGCAGUGGAGCUCGUAUCUUGGUCACAUUGUUAGGGGUAUAUUGAGAUGAUUUCUUUGGAGCAAUUCUUGACAACAUUUGUAGUUGAGGCCUUUAGAAUGGAAGAAUGUAUUUCACUAAUUUUUGUAUACAUUUCUUGGUUUGUAUUUAGUGAUAAAGGAAUCUGAAUUGGGCAUAAAUUAUGUUGUAAUAUGAUUUCUUAAGCCUAGACUAGUAGACUAAAUAUUAUAAUUACAUUUGAGUAAU